This is a messenger RNA of Hordeum vulgare subsp. vulgare (domesticated barley), 1147 nucleotides long. Its product is annotated as thioredoxin H4-2. The transcript has 5 exons. The record is from RefSeq and is a predicted model, not a curated record. The coding region runs from base 538 to 933 and encodes 131 amino acids. NCBI's taxonomy places the organism in Eukaryota, Viridiplantae, Streptophyta, Magnoliopsida, Poales, Poaceae.
CGCGAGACGCGGCACGGGCUCUCUCGCUCACGCCGGCCGGCCGGGAGCGGACGGCCCGAUCGAUCCCAUCCAGGUCGUCGGCGUCGGCGUCGUCGUCGUCGCCUCCAGAAGCACGAGCCCAGCAUAGCACGGCCGCAGAAUAUUCCACGUCCCUUCCCCUCAUCCUCCCCAGGCCCAGCAGCAAUAAAAAAGCAAGCCAUUCCCCUCCUCUUCCUCCGAUUAAUCAAACCGCGCGGCGGCGGCGGCGAGCGUGCGACCUGCGACCACCAGACGACCCAACCGACCCACUGACCCACACCACACCACCGGGGAGCUCUCCCUUUUACGUCAAUCAAUCGAAACCCAGUUAAAGAACCUCUUAAUUGCCCGCCAGGAGAUCCGCCAGGCUUAUCUUCGCCGUCUCCUCCGACCUCGCCUCCACCCCCCCUCGCCCCGCGGCUUCUGGGUUCCUUGGCGCCAAAAUCCCCGCUUCCGAUCCCAGGCCUUCAGGAAUCAGGGGGCCUUUCAUUCAGCGAUUCCUGCUAUUGUCAGUUCGGCAUGGGGGGCUGUGUGGGCAAGGGUCGUGGCAUUGUGGAAGAAAAGCUUGAUUUCAAAGGUGGAAAUGUGCAUGUCAUAACAACCAAAGAGGACUGGGACCAGAAGAUUGAAGAAGCAAACAAGGAUGGGAAAAUUGUUGUAGCAAACUUCAGUGCUUCGUGGUGUGGGCCAUGCCGUGUCAUUGCACCUGUUUAUGCUGAGAUGUCCAAGACUUAUCCUCAACUCAUGUUCUUGACAAUUGAUGUUGAUGACCUAAUGGAUUUCAGCUCAACAUGGGACAUCCGCGCAACCCCGACGUUCUUCUUCCUCAAAAACGGCCAGCAGAUCGACAAGCUCGUCGGCGCCAACAAACCCGAGCUGGAGAAGAAAGUGCAAGCUCUUGGUGAUGGCAGUUGAACCGUGCUGCAGAGUUAGAACAGAGCCAGCUUGCCAUGGCUUAUAUAUCUGUACCGCCAUGCUCGUGUGUCUUGUGUGUUGCAUGAUAGUUUCCUGGUGUACAGUUUCCGUGUCUUUUCCGUCUAGACGAUAUUUUACAAUUUUGCGACACCGCAUAUGCAUAUGCUGUGAAACUGUAAGAUGACCAUGUGCUGGUAAGAUGCUAGUUUUGUGA